AUGAGUUUCUUCAGUUCCACCACCACCUUAACACUACUCUUCUUCCUUCUGCACUUCUCCAUACACCUAAAGGCCUACACCCCAGAUGAAAUUUUCACCAUCAGUUGCGGCACCACCGGAAAAUCCUCCGACGGUGAAAGGACGUGGACCGGGGACGCAGACACAAAGUACUUAUCUCUCCAAGACGGCACCGUUUCGGACAAGGCAACAACACAGUCUCCUUCCACGAAUCAAGUACCCUUCACCACAGCACGCUUGUCUCGUUCCCAAUUCAAUUACUCCUUCCCCGUCUCCGCAGGCUCCAAAUUCAUUCGUCUCUUUUUCUACCCUGCCGAUUACCCUUCCUUUCCCCGCAACCACGCUUCUUUCACCGUUCAAUCCAACCAAUUCACGCUCCUCAACGGUUUCAACGCCUCUCUAAACGCCGACGCUGAAAACACCGAAACUAUCUUCAGAGAAUACGUGAUCAACGUCAACGACGGUGACAGGCUUAUCCUCAGCUUCACUCCCUCGCAACCAAACUCCUACGCUUUCGUCAACGGAAUCGAGGUACUUUCCAUGCCAACCGAUUUAUAUUACACCCCAGCCAAUGAGACAGGAAUUACGUUCUUGGGAAGUAGCACUUUGUACAGUAUUGGAACCAGUUUUGCGCUUCAGACAGAGUAUAGAAUCAAAAGUGGAGGGCAACAAAUCCCGCCACAAAACGACACCGGUUUGUUCAGGAAAUGGGAUGAUGAAGAAAGUCAUUUUAUUAAACAAAAUCCAAACAAUGAUGAUCUACCAGGUGACAUAUAUGGGAAGAUGAACAUAACAGUGAAUCCUGAUUACGUGGCACCCAAGGAACUGUUCAGAACAGCGCGUAGCAUGGGCAGAAACGCCACCCUGAACAUAAUCAGCAACCUCACUUGGGAGUUUCCCGUUGAUUAUGGCUUCACUUAUGUCCUCAGGCUCCACUUUUGCGAGCUUGAUCCCCACAUUAAUGACUUCGGUGACAGAGUGUUCUCCAUUUACAUAGCGAGUCAGUUGGCUGAAUAUCAUGCUGACGUAAUGUUAUGGAGCCAGAAACAAAAAGGUGUCGCUGUGCACAGAAACUACGCCGUUUUGAUUCCCAAGAAUGAUACUAAGAAAAAGUUUAAUCUCUCGCUUCAAAUGCAUCCUCAUGGAAGUGGUUGGGUGUCGAAAUACGCCGACGCGUUCUUGAAUGGUCUCGAGAUCUUCAAAAUCAGCGAGGCCGGCUCAAACAACCUCGCCGGACCAAACCCGGACCCAGUUCAGACUCCACUCAGCAACAUGCCCGUUCAAAACCGAAAGGCCAGCAAAGGAAAGACGUUAGUUGUUGUCGUCGCAGAGGUGCUAAUCGGUGUCAUUUUUAUCUCUGUUGUCAUUUUGUUCGUCGUUUUCUUCCGAUGCAAGAGAACCACUAAAAUGAAUCCCAAGGAUUACAAAUCCAAGUCGUUCACUAGCACACAGAAAGCUUCCUUGCCGUCAAAUCUCUGCCGGAGUUUCUCUCUCGUCGAGGUGGAAGCCGCCACCAACAACUUCGACGAGGUCCUCAUCGUCGGAGCAGGAGGAUUCGGCCACGUGUACAAGGGCUACAUCGAUGGCGGUUCCAUCCCCGUCGCCAUCAAGCGUCUCAAACCGGAUUCACAGCAGGGUGCGCACGAGUUCUUGAACGAGAUCGAGAUGCUCUCUCAGCUCCGCCACCUUCAUCUCGUGUCCCUAAUCGGAUACUGCAACGAGAACAACGAGAUGAUCCUGGUCUACGACUUCAUGGCGCGUGGCACCCUACGCGAUCAUCUCUACCAUACUGAUAACCCCCCUCUUUCGUGGAAGCAGCGUUUGCAGAUAUGCAUUGGCGCGGCGCGUGGGCUGCAUUAUCUCCACACAGGCGCGAAGCACACGAUCAUCCACCGCGACGUGAAAACCACGAACAUCUUGUUGGAUGAAAAAUGGGUGGCGAAGGUUUCUGACUUCGGGCUUUCAAGAAUUGGGCCCAGCGGGACGGACAAGGCCCACGUGAGUACCGCAGUGAAGGGAAGCUUUGGGUAUCUAGAUCCGGAGUACUACAAACGUUAUCGCUUGACGGAAAAGUCUGACGUGUACUCAUUCGGAGUGGUGUUGUUUGAGAUAUUGUGUGGUCGACCACCUCUGAUACGAACGGCGGAGAUGAAACAGGCCUCGCUGUCUACUUGGGUGAGACAUUGUGACCAAAAUGGGAGCAUGGAAGAGAUUGUGGACCCCACGUUGAAGAAGAAGAUUGCGCCGGAGUGCUUGAAGAGGUUUUGUGAGAUUGGGGUGAGUUGUUUGUCGGAAGAUGGGACGCAGAGGCCGUCUAUGAAGGACUUGGUUGGGUUGCUGGAAUUUACGGCGCAGCUACAAGAGAGUGCAGAGCAACGUGAAAGUGAGGAAGGAGAAGAAAUUAGCGAGGAUAUCUUUACCACUGAGGUGAGUGUGACUUCGACUUCGACCAGUGAAGACAAUAGCUGUGGGAAGAAGGAUAAUUAUAAUACGUCCUUGUCUUGGAUUCCUUUCUCGGAGAUUAUGGAUCCCAACCCGCGUUAA
Molecule: messenger RNA, 2562 nt
Organism: Sphenostylis stenocarpa
Lineage: Eukaryota; Viridiplantae; Streptophyta; Magnoliopsida; Fabales; Fabaceae
Source: the annotation of a GenBank genome assembly